Messenger RNA from Centrocercus urophasianus (Greater sage-grouse), 2328 nucleotides. It is a transcript of the gene RARS1, whose product is annotated as arginyl-tRNA synthetase 1. Lineage: Eukaryota; Metazoa; Chordata; Aves; Galliformes; Phasianidae. Gene Ontology annotation, molecular function: arginine-tRNA ligase activity; ATP binding. Gene Ontology annotation, biological process: arginyl-tRNA aminoacylation. Gene Ontology annotation, cellular component: cytoplasm. Bases 516 to 2285 code for a protein of 589 amino acids. The transcript is spliced from 16 exons. The record is from RefSeq and is a predicted model, not a curated record.
GAAGGAGGAUGGAGCCAGCUAUUACCAGGGGCUGUAUGUAAAGAUGAAAGGCUGUCCAGUCAGCGUUAGCACUGCUUGCGUUAACAGUAGGGUAUAGGGUACACGGACAGCUUUAGGAAAACGUCGCAUCCUUCUGCAGGUGUGCUGCUCACGGUGCCCCAAAACGUGCCUGGGCAUGAGGGAUUGCUGCACAGCCGAGCUGUGAGUUUUCCCUGCCAUACGCGUGUGCUCAGACAAAGCUGCGGUGAGGGGAAGAUUGCUAGUACUCAGCUGACCAAAGAGCCCUUGGAGAUGUCAGCAUGGCUUCAUGCAAUUCCCGCAGCUUCUUGUGAGGUGGUCAUCAGGAAAACGAGAUUAAGUCACUAACUGCAGAAAUUGAGCAUCUGAAGAACUUUGGGUGCUUGGGAGUCUCCCCAAGUUUGGAAGGCUUGCGAGACGAAAACGCGAAACUGAAGUAUCGGUUGAAUUUCCUUCAGAAGAGCCUUCAAGAGGAACAAAGUAAAACAGUGAAAAGCAUGAUUAAUAUCAACAGCCGUCUUCAGGAGAUCUUUGGAGCUGCCAUUCAGGCUGCCUACCCAGAGUUAGAAAACCCUCCACUAGUGGUGACACCGAGCCAGCAGCCCAAAUUUGGGGAUUAUCAGUGCAACAGCGCCAUGGGCAUAACACAGAUACUGCUCAAAACCAGGGAACAGAAGGUUAGUCCGAGAGAGAUCGCCGAGAAAAUAACAGAGCAUAUUCCUGCGAACGAAUGCAUUGAGAAGGUUGAAAUUGCUGGUCCUGGUUUUAUCAACGUCCAUCUGCGGAAGGAUUUCGUAUCAAAGCAGCUGAGCAGUUUAUUAAUGAAUGGAGUUCAACCACCAGCUAUUGGCAAAAGGAAAAGGGUGAUACUGGAUUUCUCCUCCCCUAACAUUGCGAAGGAGAUGCAUGUUGGUCACCUGCGGUCCACCAUCAUUGGAGAAAGUAUGUGCCGCCUCUUCGAGUUUGCAGGUUAUGAUGUGUUGAGGUUAAACCAUUUAGGAGACUGGGGCACCCAGUUCGGAAUGCUCAUUGCUCACCUGCAAGACAAAUUUCCAGAUUACUUAACUGUUUCUCCUCCCAUUGGGGAUCUCCAAGCUUUUUACAAGGAAUCCAAGAGGAGAUUUGACACAGAGGAGGAAUUUAAGAAACGAGCCUACCAAUGUGUGGUGCUGCUGCAGAGCAAAGACCCUGACUUCAUUAAAGCAUGGGAGCUGAUCUGUGACGUGUCUCGGAAAGAGUUCCAGAAAAUCUACAACUGCUUGGACGUCACGCUCACAGAGAGAGGGGAGUCGUUCUACCAAGAUAUGAUGAAAGACAUCGUGAAAGAAUUUGAAGAUAAAGGCUUUGUCCAGGUGGAUGAUGGCCGGAAGGUGGUCUUUGUCCCAGGUUUCUCUGUCCCGCUGACAAUCGUGAAGUCAGAUGGAGGUUACACAUAUGACACGUCUGACUUGGCUGCACUUAGACACAGGCUGCUUGAAGAGAAGGGUGAUAUCCUUAUCUAUGUUGUCGACAGUGGCCAGUCGGUGCAUUUGCAAACAGUGUUUGCAGCUGGGCAGAUGAUUGGCUGGUAUGACCCCAAAGUAACCAGAAUCACUCAUGCUGCAUUCGGAGUGGUGUUGGGAGAAGACAAGAAGAAGUUCAAAACUCGUUCAGGGGAUACAGUGCGUCUUAUGGAUCUUCUGGAAGAGGGGCUGAAACGGGCCAUGGACAAGCUGAAAGACAAGGAACGGGACAAGGUCCUCACACCAGAAGAGCUGAAAGCUGCCCAGAUGUCAGUCGCAUUUGGAUGCAUUAAGUAUGCAGAUCUCUCCCACAACAGACUAAAUGACUACGUGUUCUCCUUUGACAAGAUGCUGGAUGACCGAGGAAAUACAGCUGCUUAUUUGCUGUAUGCCUUCACGCGGAUCAGGGCUAUUGCUCGUCUGGCCAAUAUUGAUGAGGAGAUGCUGCGGAAGGCAGCAAGGGAGGAGGCACUUGUCCUUGACCAUGAGAAGGAGUGGAAACUGGGCAAGUGCAUCAUGAGGUUCCCAGAAAUUCUGCAGAAGAUCCUGGAUGAUCUGUUACUGCAUACCCUCUGUGAUUACCUUUAUGAGCUGGCCACCACCUUCACCGAGUUUUACGACAACUGCUACUGCGUUGAGAAGGACAGGCAGAGUGGCCAGAUUGUGAAGGUGAAUAUGUGGAGGUUGCUGCUGUGUGAGGCCACAGCCACCAUCAUGGCCAAGGGUUUUGACAUCCUGGGAAUUAAGCCGGUGGAGAGAAUGUAACAAACUUGUUCCCUGUGGGGUAACAAUAAAAGGACUGACUGCC